CCGGCCCAAAUGUCUAGCUAUUUACAUUGAUUAAAACAUGUUUUAACCUAUAUUCGCGUUGCCGAAAAUAAGAACACAUCCUGCCAAAAAUAAGAACACAUCCUGCCGAAAAUAAGAACACAUCCUGCCGAAAAUAAGAACAAACUGCCGAAAAUAGGAGCAAAACCAAUGUUGGAAUUUUCAAGAAUAUUUGUGAAGAUAGGCUUUGGAGUGGCAAAUACAAAAUACCAUAACAUAUUACGAUAGAUUAUCAACCAAAAUAACAUCACUUCAUCAUGAAAAAUAAUAAAAAAUGUAGGUGUAUGAGCCGUUUUUGUGAAACUGCUGCACUAGCCUGCCGAAAACUGGUACAGCUACCCAAGCUAUUUUGGCUGUUAAAUUCCGUGAUUCGACUUACGCGGUUUCUUCUUCGACUUACGCUUAUUCCCAUUCAUAGCGUCUCUCGGGGACAGCCUGUAGUCGUUCGAGUGGACAACAUUACAUUAUUUUACUCAAUUACAGUUAUUUAUAUAACACGGAACAGAUAUUCAACAGUCUGGACUCAUGGCAAUUGUUUUCGAACGUUCGUCAAAGCAAUGCCCGCUGGCUCGAGAAUACCUCAAUUUACUUCCACAGGGUUUGCACGAUGAGCAUUUGUGCUAUGGCAAUCAGACUUUCAUUGUGCCUGGUUUGUGUAACGCAUUGCAAGGUAGCCCUAUCGAAAGAAACGAUGGCACUUACGUUUAUAUCGAAGCAAUCAGCUUGUUCGGUCGCGAUUGUGGCUAUGGAGAGCUGGCUGUAGGUGUAAGGCUCAGUGCACACAAAGCUUGGCUUGAGUCUGUAUUGCUCCCUCGCCCGGAACAACAGCCUCUUGUGUACAUUGAUCCUGAUCGGAAGCUCUCAGACGACUGCAUGUAUACGGAUCGGACAAAAGGAACUUGCGUGGCAGAACAGGACUGUCCAGCCAUUCACGCUCGACUGCAGAACAAACAACAAAUUUCAUUCUGUUCAAAUAGUAAUGUUGUUUGUUGUCCCAAUAAGGCCAAAACCGUAGAAAUGAUGGCAGUAGAAAAUGAAUUCAACGAGUGUGAGGAGCGCUACCGUCACCUUAGAACAGCUGACCAAGAUGGAGCUACUCAUGUCGUUGAGCUAGGAUGGCAAAAUGAUCGCAACACAACAUAUCGAUGUUACGGAUACCUCAUCAGUACUCGUGGUGUUGUUUCGUCGGCAUCAUGUUUGCUAGAAAAAGGUGUUCUGCCAAACAUUGCACGAAUAGGAGGAAUCCAUUCAUUGGACAAUGCAAGUAUUAUCCGUAUUGAGAAAGUGGCCAUCUAUCCACACUAUAACCCGACAAAACAACAGCACAACAUCGCAAUGAUCAAACUGGAAUCGGCCAUCAAUCCAAUUGAAAGCGUUUUCCCUACGUGUCUUUGGCAGAACCUUACUCAUUCGCCAGUCGAACAACGGGUAUUAGAUUUUGGUUCUGCAUUAAGGGCUUCCAUUCAUCCGAUGUACAAAUGCGAUUGUGAAGCUCUUUUAAAUCGUUCUUUCAAUCAGUUUGAACAUAUCUGCAUGAACCCUGGCUAUUGGCCAUACUCAUUUACGACAGAUUUUCAAAUUCGAUACAAGAUUAAAAUUGACGUUCCCAAUCACUGCUACAGUGCAGGAAGUCCCAUCGUGUGGAGAAAACCCAUCGACAAUGGUUUGCAUGUGGAGUAUCUGGUGCACAUCUACAGCCAUGGAGAAUGCGGUCCCGAAACACCUCGCGUAGUGAACCGUGUUGCGGCGUACAUGGAGUGGUUCAAGGAAGUGUUGCAGUGACGAUCAUUUGAUGUAAAGGUUUCUGUGUAUGUGUUUAACAAUAAAACCAUUCGUUUACACAUGCUUCGUCGUUU
Messenger RNA from Anopheles arabiensis, 1874 nucleotides. RefSeq lists its product as uncharacterized. Gene Ontology annotation, biological process: proteolysis. Gene Ontology annotation, molecular function: serine-type endopeptidase activity. The transcript is spliced from 3 exons. The record is from RefSeq and is a predicted model, not a curated record. Lineage: Eukaryota; Metazoa; Arthropoda; Insecta; Diptera; Culicidae. The coding region runs from base 544 to 1800 and encodes 418 amino acids.